Haliaeetus leucocephalus (bald eagle) is the source of this 9150-nucleotide messenger RNA. RefSeq names its product enhancer of mRNA decapping 4 (gene EDC4). Gene Ontology annotation, cellular component: P-body. Gene Ontology annotation, biological process: deadenylation-independent decapping of nuclear-transcribed mRNA. Gene Ontology annotation, molecular function: protein binding. Bases 4160 to 8395 code for a protein of 1411 amino acids. The record is from RefSeq and is a predicted model, not a curated record. Lineage: Eukaryota; Metazoa; Chordata; Aves; Accipitriformes; Accipitridae. The transcript has 29 exons.
GGCGGCAUCGCCCUCCGCCGGCUCCGUCCCGCCCAGGGCGAGAGGGGUUCCCGCUCGCCCCUGCCUCUCUCCCCGAGGAGCCCGGGAGCCAGCGGGGAGGCGUGUACCAGCCGGGUAAGGAGAAGAGCCAGCGACCCAGCUCGAGCACUCUCGCUUAUGGGAGAGGAUUCUGGUGGCUGAGCAGAGCGGGAGCGGUUCAGAGCCAAAGCUCGCUGCUGCUGCGGGUCUCUGGGCUCUUGCUGUCUGAGAGGUAUCGCUGCUGAGAACUGAACAGCACUGACCUCCUCCACCCAAGUCUCCUUCCUUUAUUAAGAAUUCUUUGAGUUUUUCCCAGGUGUCUCACUGGGUUCAGUGGAAGGGGCUAUCAGGUCUCUGCGAUCAGUGCCGUUUUCGCCCUUUCCACAGACUUUUUGCUCUCCUUCUUGUUCAAAUGUGAAAUGGGAUCACAAAUAUCUCUCUUAAAGCAGUUGUGAGUCUUCUGCCUUUGCUCUGAGCCAUUAUACUUCUGUGCUCAGAGUUCAGUGGACUCCCUUCUGCCUGUAAAAAUAUCAGUGGCGAACAGCAGCAGGCUUAGGAGUCAGCUGUGCAAAACAUCUUCUCGCUCCCACUGUAGCCUAGCAUCUCUCUCAACCACCCUCAUAGCUUUCUGAACCUACUGUGGUGUUUCAGUCAAACCCGGUAACGUAAAGGUCUGAAAGAGGCAGAGACCACGAAUGUUUUGCAAAAAAAACUUAGCUUCUGGGAAUUUAUGCCCGUGUUAUGCUCCUCUUGAGGGAAAGGCAGGAAUAACGUAGCUUUUAAGUGUCCUGAGAGUGCAGAAUGUGCAUGGCCACGUGUGCUGCCUUUUGCUUGGCCAAAAGGAUGAGAGGUUGAAUGCAGGAUUGUUGUGGGAGCGGUGUAGAGACACAUGGGGUGAUGGAGCGAACCUACAAGGAAGCCAGCUUUGUUAGUUUUACUACCGAUAGAGAAACUUCUCAUUACUUGAAGUAGUUUCUCUUGUUUCUGGAGCACUUCGGUGCUCCCAGAUUAUAAAUCUUAGAAGAAAAUACAUUUUUUCUUCACAGUGCAGCACUCUCUACUUGAAAGACUGAAAGGAGAACUCAGUGUGGGCAUGGGGAACACUUGUUUCACAAGCAAUUUCUGAACUGAAAGGAUGUGUCAUGGUUGGGAAAUGGUUGGAGUUGUUUCUGUUCUCUCAAGGUGACUUGACUUUCCCCCUGAAGCAGCUUCUCUUGCUGGUCGAAGCAAAGGAGUUAUUUACUGAGUAUGGCUUAUUUCUUUUCAUUUUUCUUCUUUCCUGUUCAUUCUCUUUAUACCUUCUCUGUCAACUCUAGUGCACAAGAAGGGGUUGAGAGGAAAAAGAGCAAAUGGACAGUAAGUCAAGCAGUAAGGAACCUGUGGUUCUCAGCAGAAAUCACUGCCUCGGUAAUAGCAAAUAGAUUUGAAAGAACUGGACGUAGUAAAGUGAAGAGCAAGAGUACAUGUUUGUUAAGUGAAAGCCUCUGAAAGUCCUCUUAGGAUGUCAGAGGAAAGGGAAACUGGGGGAUCCUUCAAGGCUUUUGAAAGGGAACAGAAGCAGCCUCAUGAAUUGCAUGUGUAGGGCUAGUCUUGUCUGGCAUAAAGCUGCUGUGGUCAAGGCCCUCUCUAGUUCUAGUUUCUUUUAUACUCUGGGUUUCACUUACAGAUUUUAAUAGCCAGCAGAGCCUAGUGUAGCUGCUUUCCAAGGUUAUUGCCACAAAGCAAGUUUUGCAGUACUAGGUGCACUUAGCUAUGAGCAGCAUUAUGUUAUUCUGGGUGCUGUCCAGGCAGGUGACAAGAAACAUUCCCCACUCUUUAGAGUUUACAACUGUCACAAUACUUUAUUAGCUCUGCUGGGUUUGGUGAUUGUGAAAACGCAAUCCACCACUGAAGUGUCUCUUGACACAGUUUUCUCCCAGUUUUGGCAAACUUAAUCCAUUGCUUCAGUAGCCCUUGCCUUUUUUUGAUGCCAUGCACUCAGCACAGGGGAGCUGCAUAUCAAACCAUGGACCCCCCCAGCUGGGGCAUGUAGACAGGCCAUUAAUGCCAGUGUGCUGUGGAGGAGAGUCCCAGCUGGGGUGGUAGGCAGGAUCCUUUAGUCUGUGCUGAAAUCACUGCUGAUAACCAGGUGUUACGUGGGCUCACCCUACCCGCGUGGCGUUGAUCAGGGAAGUCGCUGUUUAGUACAGAGUUCCUGAUGUGGGGGUGGGGAGGUGGGAGCAAGAAGAGUUCAGUAUCGCAGCUCUGAUUGCUCCUGCUUUCCUGCUCUUUGAAAAGGUAAUGAAUACGACCGCAGUUUCUUUACCAUUGAAGGCCUGGAUCUACUAGUCUAGGUUAACAUUUUUGUUUUGUUCAUGUACCUGCUAAACACUGAGCCUCUUCCCUUCUUUUGUGCCUUCAGGACUGUGUGCAGGCAGCACCUGUGCUAGUCUGGCUCCAAUUAAGACAGAGUGAUGGCCUAAGCCCGUUUCUAAACUUUGGUGUACUGUUGUUGUGCCUGUCAGCCUCUGGGGUGUGUUUCAUCCUUCCCUUUCCCGUGGAGCAAAUGUCACUGUCCUGCUGUCCAUAAAAGAGCAGAGAUACUUAAGUGAGGCGUUCCUGUUGCUGCAAAGAGAGCAAAGAAUGUAUUGUCUUUCUCUGGCAGCCUCAAUGCUUUUUCUGUAGUGAAUAUCUUCCUGCUUUUGGUUGCAAAGGAUAAGUUGCAGUUGAUGCAAGUAGCUGCAACUGCCAUAGCACCCACUAUAUGCUGUAGGAAUAAGGGGUGCGUCUUAAUCUUGCACCAGCAAGCACAGCACAAAUGUAUUAGGUGGUUACAGGACUGCAUUCCCUGGCCUGCGAUUUCCUUGUGCUGUGUGAGUGCUGCUGCUGUUUUCUUCAUGCAGUGCAGGUAAACGGAGGUGAGUGCCCAAAUGGUCUCUGCAUCGGGAUACCCUGUUGCUGCACAGGGUUUUUGUGUCUAUAACGUAGUUGCUGAUUUAAUUACUCUGUUCAUAAACAGGUAAGCUUUAAAUAUUCUUCUGGCAAAUUAAUAAUAUUUGCAUUUAUUUCUGUAGGCAGAAGCAUUCAUCCUGAUAUGUUAGCCUAUUUGGUAACUGAAAGCUUGCCUUACUUUCAAAGGACAUGCCUCUCACCCACAGUUGUGUUUAGGUUUGUUACGUGUGCCAGUAACAGUGCAGCUUCUGGUCCUGUGAGCAGCCAUUUUGCAAGAGCUCAGCAGCAGUUGUUACCUGGCAACAGUAUAUGAAAUUUCAGUUUUCAAAACCAGUGAAAAUUUCAAGUGAGGAUUUUGCUGAGACAGGAGGCUUUGACUUCGGUGUACUGAUGUGUAAGUGCAGAUGGAGUGGGCUUGCUCUCCAAUGGGGAUCGUCAACUAUUUACCUUGCUAGUGAAAUAGAAGAGUCUCCUUCACCCCCUGUUACAUCUGUCCCCUUCUAAAAGCCUUCAGAAGGCAUGGAGGCCACCAGGCAACUUGUGUUAGGCCAAAUAUAUGAAGUCAGGGCAAACGCACUCUUCAAAGCACAGCUGAAGCUCUGAACACUUGGUUGCUUUACGCAAAACUUGGGUGCUGGAAACUUCUGUGUGAUUAGUCGACCAAGGGAAAAGUAUGGGAAUCCCGUAGGCACAGCUGCACAGUUUCAUAGCUCAGUUACUCAAACACCUGGACUUUGAGGUCAGGUCUCAGUUAGAAGCCGUUUUUGGAAAGUAACAAAUGUAUUACUUCCACCCAACCCCAAAUGUUGCAGCUAACCACUGUAUUGCUGGACUUCAGAGAUCUCUCUGCAGGCAUGAGGGUUGGAAAUGACCCUUCAAGAACCCUUUGGUCUGGCACUUGAUUCAGUAAAUCUGAGUUACCAGCUUAGUCUUUCUGAUGCAGGACUAUUUGCUCCUUGAACCUGGUAAGUUCCUUGUACCUGUUCUUUGGUGGUUUUUCUGGUCUGCUGGGAUUGCUUGUUUAAGAAAAGAGCUAUGGCUUCACUUGUUUGUGUGGAGAUAAGUUUCUUACACGGGAGGUCUCUUACACAUCCUUUUUGGAAAAGAAAACUUUUCCCAACCAAUUCCUCAUAUUCUAUCUGAUAGACCAGUAGAACCUGACAGAAAACUUCUGGAGGUAGUGUAUUUUACAUAUUGCUGUUUCUUUUAAAUGGAUAUUGCGCACAGUUGGCCAUGCUUUUCCCUAGGUUCAGUGAAUGAGAACCAGAGACCAUCAAAUUCAUAUAACGGAGACCUGAAUGGACUUCUGGUGCCUGAUCCCAUCGUGGCUGGAGAUGGACCUUCUUUGGCUAAGCCAGUGCAUCGCAGCAUUUCUUUGGGAGCCCUGCAGGAGAAGCAAGUCAUCUGCCUUUCUGGUGAUGACAGCUCCACUUGCGUGGUGAUAUCGGCAAAAGAUGUGGAGAUAGUAGCCAGCAGUGAUUCCAGCAUCACUAGUAAGGCCAGAGGGAGUAACAAGGUGAAAAUACAGCCUGUUGCUAGGUAUGACUGGGAGCAGAAAUACUAUUACGGCAAUCUGAUAGCUGUUUCAAACUCUUACCUGGCUUAUGCCAUUAGAGCUGCCAGUAAUGGCUCCGCUAUGGUGCGAGUGUUGAGCGUCAGUACUGCUGAGCGGACCUUGCUGAAGGGAUUCACAGGCGGUGUGGCAGACCUGGCUUUUGCUCAUCUCAACUCCAACCAGCUGGCAUGCCUGGAUGAGGCUGGCAACCUUUUUGUCUGGCGCCUGGCCAUGGAUAAAGAAAAAAUCCAAGAGGAGAUCUUGGUUAACAUCAAGAGACCUGACAAUACCCCAUUGAACACCUCUCGAAGAAUCAUCUGGUGCCCUUUCAUCCCAGAUGAUAAUGAGGAGAGUGGUGAAGAGGGAAGUCAAACGUUGGCGUUGUUACAUGAGGACAGGGCAGAGGUGUGGGAUUUGGACAUUAUCCGAACGAACCACAGCUCCUGGCCAGUGGAAGUCCCUAGCAUCAAAGAAGGCUUCAUAGUAGUGAAAGGCCACAGCACGUACCUGAGUGAGGGAGCACUUUCUCCAGAUGGAACUGUGUUGGCCACAGCAAGCCAUGAUGGUUUUGUCAAAUUCUGGCAGAUCUAUAUUGAGGGGCAAGACGAGCCAAGGUGUCUUCAUGAGUGGAAACCCCAUGAUGGUAGGCCUCUUUCCUGCCUGCUCUUCUGUGACAACCAUAAAAAACAAGACCCAGAGGUUCCAUUCUGGAGAUUUCUCAUCACAGGAGCAGAUCAGAAUAGAGAACUGAAGAUGUGGUGCACUGUGUCUUGGACCUGUCUGCAAACUGUCCGCUUUUCUCCUGACAUCUUCAGCUCCAUGAGUAUUCUUCCCAGUCUGAAAGUCUGCCUGGACCUCUCUGCUGAAUAUCUGAUACUGAGUGAUGUGCAGAGAAAAGUCUUGUAUGUGAUGGAGCUGAUGCAGAACCAAGAGGAGGGUAAAGCUUACUUCAGCUCCAUCUCAGAGUUCCUCCUUACCCACCCAGUCCUAAGCUUUGGUAUCCAGGCAGUGAGCCGCUGUCGGUUAAGGCACACUGAAGUGCUCCCAGCAGAAGAGGAAAAUGACAACUUGAGUGUAGAAGGUGCUCAGGGAGCUGGGGCUGUUGAAUCAGCAGCAGGCGUGCUGAUAAAACUCUUCUGUGUGCACACCAAGGCCCUACAGGAUGUGCAGAUUAGAUUCCAGCCUCUUCAUAGUCCUGACAUGAGUGCAUCCAUGCCUUCCCAUGGCUCUCAUGAAGAAUUUGCCUUUCCAGACCACAUGGCUGAUCUAAGUACAGAAGGGCUGGGGUCUAGAAAAGGAUCGGUGCAUGGCUCUCAACCAGACCUGCGGCGUAUUGCUGAUCUGCCUGUACCAGCAGACUUCCUUUCUCUCUCAAACGAUGCCAAACCUAAGCUGAUGACUCCAGAUGCAUUCAUGACACCAAGUACAUCUCUUCAACAGAUCGCUGUAUCUCCAGGCAGCAGUGUCAGUUCCCUGACUGCAGUCACAGCCAUGAGUAGCACUUCUGUCACAGAUGCCUCUAUGCCCAGGGAUUCUCUUACUGCAUCUCAGUUUUGUUGCUUUACAUGCUUCUCCCAAAGGGCUGUUGUUGUUUACAGGCCAUCAGAAGACUUGACUGUGAGCCCCAAGAUGCAGCUGGACACCAGUCUCACACUGAGUAGCAGUAGCAGCAGUCUCCAGACUAGUCCUAGGAGCCAUUCAGUUCUUAUCCCAGGCCUGCCUGACAAGCUAACACCAAAGGCACCUGUUCCAGUUACACCAGGAAACCCCUCUCUAGCACUGGAACUGCAGGAGGUGGAGCCCUUGGUGGUGCCCCAGGCUUCUCCCACCCGUGAGCGCUCGCCAGACGUCAUUUCCUCUGCUUCCACAGCCAUGUCCCAAGAUAUCCCAGAGAUUGCUUCUGAGACCUUGCAACGCAGCUUUGCGGGAGCUCCAUCUGGGCUCCCUGCAGAGGUGCUGGAGCCCAGUCAUCACGCAGACAGUAUGGCAUCCGCUGCCUCAGCCUUGCAUUUGCUGUCUCCGAGGAACCGGCACAAUUCAGAGCACAGCCACCACUCUUUGGACAUGCCUCCAGUGGAGGUGGACAGACUGAAUGCUCCAUCGUUACUGGAGACUGCUUUAACUCAGGAAAAUGCAUCUUCUGACAGUGUUGUGAGUCAGCCAUGGCCAGCAGCUCCUGACAUAACCAGGGAAACCAGGAACAGCAUGGCAGACAGCCCAAGGGAUGAGGUUGAAGAAAAGCACAAGAGCUCUUCCUAUCAUCGACACAGUUACCAUCUGCUGCAGCAUGACAGCCAGGAUGCUAGUGCAGAACAAAGUGACCAUGAUGAUGAAGUUGCAAGCUUGGCUUCUACAUCAGGUGGAUUUGGUGCCAAAGCAUCUACGCAGAGGCUGCCUGUGAAGGACUGGAAAGCCAAGGCAUCCCCCCGGGCUUCCCCAAAGCUAAAGCGGAAGGGCAAGAAAGAUGACGGGGAUGUGAACCAGUCGCCAAGAUCGUCUAAUAACCAGGUGACACCAGAGUUCCAGGAUGAGCUGAUGUGCAUAUUGAGGAGCCAACAGCGGGAGCUCUCUGAGCUGCGUCAGAACCAGAUGGAGCUGCUACAGAGACUCACGGAUCACCUUGAUGCCAUUCAGAGUUCCCUUAUGGGUCACAUGGAGAGGGUGAUUGACUCCCAGCAGGAGCAGGAGCAGAGAAGACUAGACCGAGCGCUGACGGAAGGACAGCAGCGCAAUGGGCAGCUCCAGGAGCAUCUGACUCAGCAGCUCUCUCAGUCCCUUUCUACUGCUGUGUGUAACCGUCUGGAGAGGACCAUUCGUGAGGAGAUGAAGAAGACCGUACCCCAGUGCGUUUCCAAGAGCAUGGACCCUAUCACUGGCCAGCUAAGUAACACUGUUGCCACCAAGCUCACUGCUGUUGAGGGGACAUUGAAAGAGAGUAUUACCAAGCUAGUGAAAUCAAAGAACCUUACAGAUACCAUCGUGAGGGCAACGGCCGAUACCUUGCAGGGGCCAAUCCAGUCAGCUUACAGGGAAGCAUUUCAGAGCGUUGUGUUGCCAGCCUUCGAGAAAAGCUGCCAGUCCAUGUUCCAGCAAAUCAAUGACACCUUCAAGCAGGGCACACAGGAAUAUAUCCAGCAGCUUGAGACUCACCUGAAGAACAAGAAGGUACGAGAACAGGAGGCCCGGGACCCGCUGCUGAAUCAGCUUCGACAGCUCAUCAGCACCUUCCAGAGCACCACCGAGCAGCUGGCUUCCACUGUCGCAGCCAGCGUCCAUGCUGAGGUGCAGCAUCAGCUGCAUAUUAUUGUGGGCAACAUGCAGGAGUCUAUUUUGGCCCAGGUGCAGAGAGUCAUUAAAGGCGAAGUGAGCCUGGCUAUGAAGGAGCAGCAAGCAGCUGUCACCUCGAGUAUUGUCCAGGCAAUGCGCUCGGCGGCUGGGACUCCAAUCCCCUCUGCUCACUUGGAUUUCCAGUCUCAGCAAACUCACAUCCUUCAGCUACUCCAGCAGGGACACCUCAACCAAGCUUUCCAGCAGGCUCUUACAGCAGCUGAUCUCAACCUGGUUCUCUAUGUCUGUGAGACUGUGGAUACUCAGCAAGUAUUUGGACAGCAUCCGUGCCCGCUGUCCCAGCCAGUGCUGCUCUCUCUCAUUCAGCAGCUCUCCUCGGAUUUGGGUACUCGUACAGAACUGAAGCUGAAUUACUUGGAGGAAGCGGUGAUGCACCUGGACCACAGUGACCCCAUCACCCGAGACCACAUGGGGUCAGUCAUGAAUCAGGUGCGGCAGAAGCUCUUCCAGUUCCUCCAGGUGGAACCCCACAACACGCUGAGCAAGCCUGCUCGUCGCCUCAUGAUCAUGCUCCAGGGCCUGGUCACCCCUGGCAUGACCUAGGAGGACCUGGCUACCUUGUGGGCUGCUCCAUGGAAGCCCACCCAGCAGAUCCAGUAGUUACUAACCACGUAUGGCUUGUGUUAAGAGCUCUUGCCAGGAAAUCUAUCAACAUGUGUGUGAUGUCUCUAAGGCAAAUGCCUUCUAUGUAUAGUCCCAAAUAGUCACUGAACGCUCACUUGGCUUAUUUUUCCUAAAUAGGAAUUUUUCCUAGCCUCUUUUUGAGAGAGUUAAGUCUCUUCACCUGCCCAUCCGUCCCUGAGGCCUGGCUGGCAGACCAAGUUGCAUUCAGCAGAAGCCAGUGGAUUUCUUACCCCUUUAGUUUGGAGUCUGCUGCCAUGAGCAGAGAAGGGAGGUUUGUGCUGAGCCCCAAGCAAGGGGGUUGCAGGGCACAUGUGCUCCUUGUUGACCAGAAACUAGUACUGGUAUCUUAGUCAAGGACUCAAACUCCUCCCUGCUGGGGUGAGUAGCUGGGAGGAUAUCUGCUGAGCAGGAAGGGGGGUUUAUUUAACUCCAGAUGCCCACUGCCCCUGUAGUGGGGUGCCCAGCCCAUCCUAGGUGGUGCAGGCAGAUUUGGGCAGGGGGACUGUGCGUGCAUGCCUCUGGAGUGACCUGAGGAGGUGCUCUGGGUCGGGAUGGUCAGGCAGCGGCAAGCUGCGUGAGCCCUUGGGGGCCAUCACUUCUGUUGUGUAUCAGAGCAUGUUCAUGGUUCAGACAUUAGUUUUCAUUUUACACCAGGGUUUUUCUUUUUAUCUAAA